This is a messenger RNA of Trichoplax adhaerens, 495 nucleotides long. RefSeq lists its product as uncharacterized. The record is from RefSeq and is a predicted model, not a curated record. The annotation marks the transcript as partial. Gene Ontology annotation, biological process: adenylate cyclase-activating G protein-coupled receptor signaling pathway; cell surface receptor signaling pathway. Gene Ontology annotation, cellular component: membrane. NCBI's taxonomy places the organism in Eukaryota, Metazoa, Placozoa, Uniplacotomia, Trichoplacea, Trichoplacidae. Gene Ontology annotation, molecular function: G protein-coupled receptor activity. The transcript has 4 exons.
CACUGCAAUCAUUUAACACAUUUUGCUUUAUUGGUACAGUUAACAAAUAGCACGCCUGAUGAACCUACAUUAUUAUCAUUGCAACUUAUAACCUAUAUCGGCUGUGGUUUAUCGGUAAUAAGUCUCGCCAUUACUUUGAUCUUUUAUAUCGUAUUAUGGAGGUAUUUCGAAGGAAAAGUAGUAAUAUUUAUCCAUUUCAACGUAAUGCUAAAUCUGUUGAUAUCAGAUAUAUUAAUAAUUACGACAUUUGGAUUGUCUAAUUACUUUGUAAUUUGCGUCGUCUCAACCUUUGUUCUACAUAUUACGUUGCUAUCAUCAUUCUCUUGGAUGCUUGUAGAGGGUUUGCAUGCUUACAUCAAAAUCGUUCGAGUUUUCAGUUCUGAAGUUAAGCCUUGGGUAUACUGCGUAUUCGCUUACGGUACAAUCACAAGAAAUGCUAUAUUUACUCUAUCUCAAGAUGAUAACACCUUGAAAUACCAAUAUGCUGAUCUUUAG